Messenger RNA from Hemibagrus wyckioides, 2149 nucleotides. RefSeq names its product thioredoxin-related transmembrane protein 2b (gene tmx2b). Gene Ontology annotation, cellular component: membrane-bounded organelle. Bases 175 to 1098 code for a protein of 307 amino acids. Gene Ontology annotation, biological process: brain development. NCBI's taxonomy places the organism in Eukaryota, Metazoa, Chordata, Actinopteri, Siluriformes, Bagridae. Gene Ontology annotation, molecular function: disulfide oxidoreductase activity. The transcript has 8 exons. The record is from RefSeq and is a predicted model, not a curated record.
GGAAGAGGCGUGGCCUAUGUUUCCCCCUUCGUCCGCAGUGACCUCUGUCCCUUUAAUUUAACGUCGUUAAGGUUUUCGCCGACGUAAAAUCCUCAGGCAGCAGCGUUGUCCCGGCUGUUACCAUUCGCAGUUAGCGUUUCUCCUCCUCGCGCUGCGCUUUUCUGAGAAGAAAAAAUGGCGCUGCUUAUUCCUCUUUUCGCAUUUCUGUAUCAUUUACCGCAGGUUUAUAAAUGGCUGUUGAGGCCGUAUUACGUGGCGUCGUUAUUUAUGUCGCUAGCUUUCCUCAUGGUCCGCAAGACUCCGGGAAUCUGCGAACAUCUUUCCACGCAGAGGGAGGACGGAAACCCCUGCGACUUCGACUGGAGAGAGGUGGAGAUACUGAUGUUUCUCAGUGCUAUAGUCAUGAUGAAAAACAGAAGAGCAAUAACGGUUGAGCAGCAUGUUGGGAACAUCAUCCUCUUCUGUAAAGUGGCCAAUGUGAUCCUGUUCUUCAGACUGGAUAUUCGCAUGGGACUGCUCUACCUGACCCUGUGCAUCGUGUUCCUCAUGACCUGCAAGCCUCCUCUGUACAUGGGCCCCGAGUACAUCAAGUACUUCAGUGAUAAGACCAUAGACGAUGAAUUGGAAAGAGACAACCGUGUGACUUGGAUUGUGGAGUUCUUCGCUAACUGGUCUUCCGAGUGUCAGUCUUUUGCGUCCGUCUAUGCCGAUCUGUCCUUGAAGUACAACUGUGCUGGGCUGAAGUUCGGAAAAGUGGACGUGGGCCGCUACAGCGAAGUCUCUAAGAAGUACAAGGUGAGCACGUCUCCUCUCUCCAAGCAGCUGCCAUCUCUGGUGCUCUUCCAGGGGGGAAAAGAAGUUAUGAGACGCCCCCAAGUGGACAAGAAAGGACGAGCAGUGUCUUGGAGCUUCACUGAGGAGAACAUCAUCAGAGAGUUUAAUUUAAAUGAGCUGUAUCAGAAGUCCAAGAAACUGAAUAAGACAAAAGGAGAGAAGAAUGAGAAGGCCAGCGAGUCGCAGUUCCCCCCGGUGCCUGAGGAGGAGGAACCUGAGGCAGACGUUGCAGAGACGGAAAAAGAGAGCAAGAAGGACAAAUAAGACUAGGAGAUAACACCGGGGCAUCACUGUAGGACUGAUGGGUUUAUGCACACACUGAGUGACGUGCAGUUUCCAGAAGUUGUGUGGAAACAAAAUGAUUUCAUUUUUUCUUUUCUUAAUUUCAGAACCACCAAUAAUCAAAACUCGGAAUCGAAUCGAAAAGUACUGAAUAAUGCCGUUUAAGAACCCUUAAACAGCCACAGCCAUCGUUUCGGGGUUUAAGGAGAGAUUGUGCCGACUCGCCUGCUGUUGACAGUGUUGUUUAUUUUAUUUUAACCAAAUCUACUUUUCAUGCCCUACCUCUAAUGAGCUAAUGAUCGUUCUUGAUUUAAUUUAUAAUUUGUAGGUAGUUCCUUUUGUAUAAUUACUGACUACUGAUGGAAUUCUAAUCUUCAUUCCUACGUUUUCUGUUAGACAUUUAGUAAUUUUGGUAAUUAAGGCAAAUGUAUUUGUCUGAUUAUGUUUUGGCACUCCUUUGGUAAAAAAAACUAAAAAGGUUCAGUGUCAUUACAUUUUUAAUAAUGUUUCUCGGAAGAGGGUGCUGUCAGUCUUGGAACAACAGCUGUGUUAAGGAGAACCAAAGCAUCAAAUGCAGUGUGAUAUUUUUGAAGCCUUGACGUUCUGCUCCAGAGCUCUUUUAUUCUAGUAUCCAUUUGCUAAAGCUGUACAGUCUUAAAUAUUUUUGCUAAUCUAGCUCGAUACCUCCAUCUCUGGUUUACUUAUCUUGUGCAAAGUAGAAGCUUGUGUGAUGUGUUGGCAUUUUUGCAAAAACCAACUCAUUACUGUUCUCUGCUUUCCUUGAGGUCAUCGUGCAGUCAGUGGACUUGCAUACCCAUGCUUAUCUGGGACAUAACUCGUUAGAUUUGCCCACAGAAAGAACUGUAUACUGCAUGCACCCUAGUAAAUGACCAAUUCUGACUUUAUUCCAAACCACAAUUACUGUAUAGUGUUUAACUCGAAUGCAGAUGGAUGUGACUGAAAUUGUGUGCUGUGAGAGGUUUGGGAUGAAUGUCCACAUUCCAAUAAAAAAAAAAAAAAAAAAAGUAAUACA